AUGGUGAAGUAUUGUAGACGGUUUUGCACCUCGGACGAUUCUAAAAUAACAUCUGCCCUAGAGUUAAAUAAAAUUAAGGUUGAGGGCUACAUGCGAAACAUAAAAAUAGAAGAUGUGAGAACAAUCAGGUGCAUAGAAACUUUGGACUUAAAUAACUAUUACUUGCUCAAACUAUACCUUAAGGAUGUGUAUUUUAUUUUUUUGAACUUCGUUACUCAUUUGACAGAUGAAGAGGAGCACACAUUGCUACAUUCGGAGAGUGAGAGAAACGCCUUUCUGUUUAAUACCGAGAUCAAGAGCUACGACUCAUUCUUGGAGGAGGUAAGGAGGCUCAGGGAGGGGUGCGGAGGCCUUGACCCAGGGGGAGAUGCCUAUAGAAGAGAAGGACCAAACAAAGAAGGAGUUACUCAGGACGCAGGUACGGAAGGUACCUUAAAGGGAGGAGAAUCUAAUCUGGUCGAGACGAUCGGUGCUCGUACCAACCAACCGAAUAAGAACUACCCCCGCUUCGAUUACGUAAACGAACUUUUCUAUCAUCUCUACACAGAGGAUGACAUAGCACUUCUAAAUAUAGACAAGGAGGUGAACCUCCGAGUGAAGAAGGAAAACAUUUUUGAAAAAUGCAUCCGAAUCAACAACAACAUUAUCAUAUACAUGUUGUCCUACCUCUACUUCAACGACAAGUUGAAGCGCCUUCGGUUGGACUACAACUUCCAUUAUAUUCUUUCUAAUAGGAGCGGAGGGGUGAAGCGUGGCAGAGCGACUACCUCUACGGGUAUGGUGCAGGUGGAAAAGGAGGAUACCCUCAUCGAACAGAAUCGCCUCUCCCAGGAACAUCUCUUUCUCAUUUAUCUGUCCCAUUUCAAAUUCUACAUCGUCUCCUUUUUUCUGUACUCCUACGUAAAGUUCAAGGGUAGGAAAAGUGCAACCGCAUUUCGAAGUACAGGUGGGAUGACAACUAGAGGGGGUGCGCGGAGUGCGCCCCCUCCGGAUAAGGAACAGUUCCUGUAUAACCACGAAGACAACUGGAAGAACGUAGCAAGUGUGUCUUCCUACAUUUCCAACUUUGUGAAUAAGGUGUUGCAUGACAUAGACGUCGCGCUGAAGACGAACCGAUCUGCUUCUAACAUAGAUGCAGAAAGCGGAAAAAUUAAAACGGGUUCAUGUACUAGCGAAAUGAUUAACGAAAUAUUGAAGAACAAACUUUCGUUUAAGCAAGUCACUUUAAGUCAUCUUGACUUCUGCCUCUCCUGCAUGGUCCUUCUGAACGUGUACUCCCCAGAUGGCAUUCAAUCGUGCCUUCACUACGGUAUCACCUACGCGCACUUUUGUAGCACCUUCAAGAGAUAUUCAGCGUCGCUUGCUUUAUGGAGGGAACUUCAAAGAGCAAACUACUUCAGCUUCUUCGAGGGGAUAAAACAACUUUCCUUUAUCGAGCGAUGUUGUCUAUUUCCCAACGUAAAACGAAUUCGUCUGGACUACCUCUACAGCAUUUUAUUUUCAGCGAACAAUCGGAACAAGUUUGCUCUGAAUAUCAGCUUCAUAGAUCAGUGCAUAGGAAUGUAUAAUGAGAACAGAACUUCAUAUAUGCUAGAAUGCUUGGGCAUGCACAUGAAGGAAGGUCGAGUUUGUUUUAACAUGUCUACCAAGGGAGUGGAUGGACGGAAACCUCAAGAUGCCCCGAGGUGUGCUUUGCUAGACAACAAACAGGAAUGUGUUGACUUCUUUAUGAAAACAUAUCAAGACAGGAUAGAGGACUACGUCUAUAUCUUUUAUGAUGAGAAGAGCUUUGAUCGGGAGAGGUGCUACCGCAAGUUCGACGUACCUUCCAUGGUAUGCUUCGGGUAA
Plasmodium knowlesi strain H is the source of this 1848-nucleotide messenger RNA. RefSeq names its product conserved Plasmodium protein, unknown function. The transcript has 3 exons. NCBI's taxonomy places the organism in Eukaryota, Apicomplexa, Aconoidasida, Haemosporida, Plasmodiidae. The record is from RefSeq and is a predicted model, not a curated record. Bases 1 to 1848 code for a protein of 615 amino acids.